UCAUUCUUCUCGCCUCUCAACUAGGGAAAAGUAACAAAAGGGUAAAUAGAUGGCCUCAAGAGGACUUGUACUGAACAUUAGUGUAUACUAGAGUGAAUUACAUUAUCAGAAUAUAUUCCUUCGUUUGCACCAACUAUUAUUUUAGCACCGUAGGCACGGAAACACUUUCUUUGUAUUCUGGAAGAGAGCUCCUGGAUGUGAUUCUAGACGUGGAAAGGUUUAGGAAAAAUGUUGUGUGACGCUGCGCCGUUUAAAAUCAAGGAUUUCUAAGCUAUUGUUUUUCAUUUUCAGCUGACUUCAGAAUGGGGCAUCCUCCUCUUGAAUUUAGUGACUGCUAUCUGGAUAGCCCAGAUUUUAGAGAAAGACUCAAAUGCUAUGAAACAGAAUUGGAAAGAACAAGCAAAUUUCUCAAAGACGUAAUCAAAGAUGGCAACAAUGUAAUCAAUGCAAUUAAGGGUUAUUCUGUGGCUGUUCAGAAGUUCUCCCAGACUCUGAGCGCGUUCCAGUUUGACUUCAUAGGCGAUUCUCUGACAGAUGAUGAGAUGAACAUUGCGGAGUCUUUUUCAGAAUUUGCUGGUCUUCUGCAGGAAGUAGAGGAUGACAGGAUGAUGCUGGUUCAGAAUGCUUGUGACAUGCUGAUUAAGCCAUUGGAGAAGUUCCGGAAAGAUCAAAUAAGUGUGACAAAGGAGAGGAGGAAGAAGUUUGAGAAAGAGAGUGAAAAAUAUUACUCUCAAUUAGACAAACAUCUCAAUUUGUCCUCCAAGAAGAAGGAAACACAACUACAAGAGGCUGACGAACUUCUGGACAAAGAAAGACAUAUCUUCUAUGAGUCAUCCGUGGAGUAUGUGUACCAGAUCCAACAAGUGCAAGACAGGAAGAAGUUUGACGUUGUGGAGCCUGUUUUGGCAUUUCUUCAUAGCAUCUUAACGCUGAACAACCUGACUGUGGAGAUGACUCAGGACUUCAUGCCCUACAAACAGGAGCUGCAGCUCAGCCUGCAGAACACCAGAAACCACUUUGAGAGCACUCGUGAGGAGAUGGAGGAGCUGAUGAAGAGAGUGAAACAGCCAUCACAGAUCAGUAAAAUGCACGGUCAGACAGUCUCCGAGGGUUAUCUGUACUCUCAAGAAAAGUGGGCGUUAGGCGUGUCAUGGGUGAAGUACUACUGCAGGUAUCACAAAGACAGCAAACUGUUUGUCAUGGUUCCCUGUGAGCAGAAACCAGCAACCAAACAGGGCCCCACAGAACUGAAACUCAAAUCCUGCAUCCGCCGGAAGACUGAAUCCAUAGACAAGCGCUUCUGCUUCGAGGUGGAGACUGUAGAGAGGAACACGCCUGUCAUUCUCCAGGCCUUGUCAGAAGGGGAAAGGAAGAUGUGGAUCGAGGCCAUGGAUGGGAAAGAGCCUAUUUAUCAUUCCCCAAUUCACAAACAAGCUGAAAUGGAAUUAAAUGAAGUUGGAUUCAAGUUUGUGAGAAAGUGCAUCAAUUAUGUGGAAACAAAGGGACUCACACAAGAAGGAGUGUACAGAACUGUUGGCAGCAACAUCCAAGUGCAGAAGCUUUUAAAUGCCUUCUUUGACCAAUCAUGCCCAGGGGAUGUGGAUUUCCAAAACAGUGACUGGGAUAUUAAAACCAUCACAAGCGCCAUGAAGUUUUACCUCAGGAGCCUCACGGAACCUCUAAUGACUUACGGUCUCAACAGGGAGCUCAUUUUAGCUGCAAAAUCUGAAAGUCUUGACUGUCGACUUGGUGCCAUUCAUUCGUUGACCUACAAGCUUCCAGAGAAGAAUCGUGAAAUGCUAAACCUGCUUAUCCAGCACCUGGUCCAUGUUUGCAGUAACAGUGGAGAGAAUUUCAUGACACCUUCCAACAUGGGGGUGAUCUUCGGUCCCACCCUUAUGAGGGCAGAGGAGGACACUGUGGCUGCCAUGUUGGAUAUCAAGUUCCAGAACAUUGUCAUUGAGAUUCUGAUCGAGGAUUCCAAGAAGAUCUUCAGUGGCCCACCAGAGGAGAGCUCCGCCCCUCCCAUGCCUCCUCCAAGGAUCACCCCUAGGAAACGACAACCAAUCACAAUCUCCAAACGCCCAGCACGUGCAUACCAAGCCCUUAAUCAUGACCAGUUCCAGCCAACCGAGAAUGAGCUGAACGGCAACGCCCAAAAUGGCCGCCGAGCAGAGGGCUUAGCUUUGGUUGGGGAGAGCCCCAGGGGUCCUGUACCCCUCCAGAGGACCAAGCCCCUGGGCCCUGCCCCCAGGCUCCCCCGGGACCCCCCGCACAGGCAGCUCCCCGUUCCCAAACCGGCCGCGUCCCAGGACCGAAACUCUGAGUGUGAUGUGGCCAAAAUGGUGGCUAAACUACAGAGGUCAGAAACUUCGGCCACUGCAAAUGGGAAGCCAGUAGUCGCUGUGAACCGAGCGCUGUCGUUCCAGAACAGAAGACCAGCCCCACGAGGGGCUGCAGUCAUCAGAGAAGGUGAAUGUGACCUGAUCAAAACAAGAUCUCCAGCUGAGAAGCAUGCCAUCUGCCGGCCUCCAGUCCGGCCCCCUGACCCUCCUGCUCGUACUCAAGCUCCGCAGAGGAGCCCCGACGCAGUGCCCAGCGAAGACACUGCAGCAUCUUACGUCGCUUCCAAAGCCAAGUUUUUUGAAAAUGCCUCCAGAUGAAUCAAAAGUGCAUCCGAUUCACCCCCAGCAUCGUCAACUCUCAAUGUGCCUGAAGUGACAAGGUGUAAUUCCCCUUGUGUUUCAUCGUAUAUUUAACAUUGUCUAAAGAGGAAUAUCCUUGUUGUUGUUGACAAUAAACAUUCGGAUGUAGGACAACACUGAAUAUCUGGAUUGCACAAUGCAUGCGGAAUAAAAAAAAAAAAACUUUUGAUUGACUUUUAAUCAAUAUGAUUAACUUUUAUUGGGGACCCAUUUGUGAGGGAAUUGUGUAAGAUAAUUCUAAAUUAAGUCACAAAUGAUAUAAAUAUGAUCUUUGAAUGUUACUUUAUAACCUAAAAACCCUUUAUUGAAGCCAGUCAAAAUUAACUGUAGAUAGAUGAUGGUCAUUUUCAAUCAUUCCUUAAAGAUGGUAUGCAUAUCCUCAACUAAAUACCAAUACAUAUACAUUUUCUCUUGACACCAACUGAAACUUUAACUGGUGGUUGCAUGGAGUGCUGGUUGAUCGCUUGUUGUUCAAUUAUAGCCUGCUUAGUUGUCUGUAGAUCAUCUAUUUUAUCAUUCCCAAUUGGUGACAUUGGUAGGCAUGUAUAGCAAUGUAUGUAGGCUACUGAACAAUCCUCUCUCAUGAUUCAUUUUAAUCGUGACCGUCAAUUUCGUUCCAUUCUGUGGAAUCGGUAGAGCUAGCUAGUUGAUUUAUGAUCAAUGAUUUGUUAAGCAUUCAGUAGUCAACUUGUCAUCCUGGAAACACAUCGAGGUUACUUUAGGCUACUUGCCAUUAUUGUUGUUAUCUACCGAAAGGGUCAUUUAAAAGUUUAACUGACGCUAGCAGUCAUAGAUAAAGGCUUUAUAUAUCUAUACUGGCAGUCUUCACAACACUUUGUUAACACAUUGUAGCUAGAGCUAGCUAGAGCUACUACGCUAGGUAGCACUAAUUCACUUCGAUUUUGUAUUGUAAAAAAAUGGGUUUACUCUUUUAGUUUUGCCAUGUGGAAUUGAGCUGUUAACAAUAGUCACACAGACCCAUGCAUUGCCUACCCUUUGUAUAUUUUGGAUUGGUGGUAAUAAUUGGUGGUAAUCUCCCUGGAAGCAUGUCCAUGACCGUUAUUUUCUUGACCAACUGGACCCGAAAGAAGUGACCCCUAUAACAUACUUUAUUGUCGUAGGUAAGGUUACAUCCAUGCAUAAAGCAUCCAUACAUGCUCUACAUCUCUGGUAAAAGACAGUAGGCGACACUAGCUAGGCUACCAUUUGUUAUUGCAUUUCAUACGUGUUUUUAUUAUAGCUAUUUAGAAUAACUGUUAACGCCCCCAUAGCCUACAGUUGUGGUUUUUGAUGAAUGUUUUAUUUUUUUAAAUAAUGUUUUAAAAUGUGAAAAUGAAAUGUGAAGGUCUUAGGGCAAGAAGAUUAUGAGCAUUUUGUUAUCAUUGUGGAUUCUGUAAAUAUCUAUUAUUAAAGUAAAUAUGGAAUAGCGUUA
Molecule: messenger RNA, 4137 nt
Organism: Hypomesus transpacificus
Lineage: Eukaryota; Metazoa; Chordata; Actinopteri; Osmeriformes; Osmeridae
Gene: ophn1
Product: oligophrenin 1
Exons: 23
Coding region: 303-2663 (786 amino acids)
Biological process (GO): signal transduction
Cellular component (GO): cytoplasm
Molecular function (GO): GTPase activator activity; protein binding
Source: RefSeq, a predicted model, not a curated record